Messenger RNA from Atta colombica, 1077 nucleotides. RefSeq lists its product as uncharacterized. Gene Ontology annotation, cellular component: plasma membrane. Gene Ontology annotation, molecular function: odorant binding; olfactory receptor activity. Lineage: Eukaryota; Metazoa; Arthropoda; Insecta; Hymenoptera; Formicidae. The coding region runs from base 1 to 1077 and encodes 358 amino acids. The record is from RefSeq and is a predicted model, not a curated record. The transcript has 9 exons. Gene Ontology annotation, biological process: detection of chemical stimulus involved in sensory perception of smell; sensory perception of smell.
AUGUCCUUCUUUGACAAUCGCUACUAUUAUCUUAACAAAAGGUUUCUGGUCCUAAUCGGCCAAUGGCCAUUUCAGUCGCGACUGGAGAGUAACAUGAUGUUCGCAAUAACAUCUUUGUUCAUUUAUAGUUUGAUAGGCUUUGAGAUGUGGGGCUUAGCAGCUGGAAUAACAGAUCUAAGCAUCAUUAUGGAAAAUGUUUCGCAGUUACUGGUGGAGAGUGUCAUCGUUAUAAAGCUCGUCACUUGUGUAUUCACUAAUAACAAAACUUGGGGCUUAGUAGCUGGGAUAACGGAUCUGAACAUCAUCAUGGAAAACGCUUCGCCUUUACUAGUGGAUUGUUUCAUGAUGCUAAAGCUCAUGAAUUGUGUGUUAACUAAUAACAAAAUUAAAGAGCUUCUAAAGGACGUUGAAGAAACGUGGAAGAUAAAACCUACGGGCCCGGAGAAAGAGAUAUUACAGCAUCAUGCAGAAAAAAGCAAAAUCUUCGCCAUACGAUACGCGAUUCAUGUGCCAAUAGCUCUCGACACAAUGUAUACACUUUGCAUCCAACAUAUCUGUGCGUUGUUUGAAUGCUUACGUUACAGCUGCAAUUGGUAUAAGAUUUCAAUGAGAUCGAAAGAUCUUUUGAGAUUUACAUUAUUACGUGCUACUAAGUCGUGCCAAAUAAAAGCUGGUAAGCUGUUCAUAAUGUCGAUGGAAAAUUUUAGUUCGAUGUGGGGCUUAGCAGCUGGAAUAACAGAUCUAAGCAUCAUUAUGGAAAAUGUUUCGCAGUUACUGGUGGAGAGUGUCAUCGUUAUAAAGCUCGUCACUUGUGUAUUCACUAAUAACAAACUACAGAUGAAAGAACUUUUGGAGGACAUCGAAGAGACAUGGAAGAUAAAACAUACAAAUUCGGAGAAAAAAAUAUUACAGCAUUACGCAGAGAAAAGCAGAACUUUCACGAUACGAUACGCGAUUAUAUUGCAAAUGGAGAUGCGUGAACAGCCGAUCGAGUGUAUCACUGAUGUGACAAAGAGGUGCCUAUUCACAUGGGCGAAUUUUCCAUGGCAUAUUGACGGAUCUGUUAUUCACAGUUAA